Messenger RNA from Candidula unifasciata, 564 nucleotides. The record is from the annotation of a GenBank genome assembly. Lineage: Eukaryota; Metazoa; Mollusca; Gastropoda; Stylommatophora; Geomitridae.
AUGCCAACAGUUUUACGCUGUAAAUGUGUGAUUGUCGGAGAUUCUGCUGUUGGAAAGAGUUCCAUAGCCCAAGUAUUUCACAGUGAUGGAGCACACUUUCCUAAGAACUAUACAAUGACACAAGGUGUGGAAGUUCUUGUCAAGUCUGUGAACAUUCCUGAAACUCAAGACAGUGUGGAAAUUUAUAUCUAUGAUUCUGCCGGCAAAGACAUUUUCUCAGACCUUGUGAAGCAGUUUUGGGACCAUCCAUCAGUGGUGAUGGUGGUCUAUGACUGUACAAAUGAAGCAUCAUUGUCAAACUCCCUGACAUGGUUGGAGAAAGUCAGGGCACUGACACCAGACAUCCACAUACCAGGUGUUUUACUGGCUAACAAGACUGAUUUGGACAAGAGACGGGUGGUCACUCCAAAAGUGGGGAGAGAAACUGCACAGUCCAGCAAGCUAGAGUACUUUGAAUGUUCAGCUAAAGAGAUGCGCAACGUGGACACUCCAUUUUUCUUUCUAGCCAAUGAAUAUUACAAAUUGUACCAGGAGCGGAUAGAACUUUUCAGCUCACUCUCAUAG